This is a messenger RNA of Cutaneotrichosporon cavernicola, 648 nucleotides long. RefSeq lists its product as uncharacterized. The coding region runs from base 1 to 648 and encodes 215 amino acids. The transcript has 2 exons. The record is from RefSeq and is a predicted model, not a curated record. NCBI's taxonomy places the organism in Eukaryota, Fungi, Basidiomycota, Tremellomycetes, Trichosporonales, Trichosporonaceae.
AUGGAGUACCACCUUCUCAACACCAUUUUUGCACCCCCUACCAUGGGCUACAACAUGGACUACAACGUGGACUACAACCUCACCGACAGCGAGAGCACGUUCACUUUCGUCUCGAUCGACGACUCGUUCGACCACUACGAGUGGAGCGAGUUCACCGAGGAUACCAUGGUUAACGAGGAAGCAGCCCAGGACUACGCUCCCAUAGCCCAGGACUACGCUCCCAUCCUGUUAACCUCCGCCCUUGAUGCUGCCGCCGGCGCGCUUCCCACGCUCGCCCGCAACCUCCGCUUUGCUGCCGACCGCCUGCGCACUUUUGACCAGGAGAGCGCUCUUACCUCGCCCCACGACGCUCUUCGGGCCAGUUGUGAGAAGCUGCUCGCGCGGUGCCACCGUUUCGGCCUCGCGGGUGCGGCCCUCACCCUCAUGUGGGUGGUCGGCUGGAUCGUUUUUGCCGCUUCGGCCCCAAACCUUGACGGAGGAGACGUGGUGCUCAUUCUGGGCAUUACGGGUGGCGCGAUGAUCAUGGGCUUCAUGAUGCUGCUCAUCCUUCUGCUUGUCAUGCUCGUCAUGCUCCUGGUUGCGGUGUUACUGUCUACGGUGGCUGCUGUGCUCGUUCUUUGUUCUGAGCGCCUCCAGAACGAAUGGUGA